UGUUUUUAGAACUCCGAACCCCGCCCAAUCAUUUUUGCAGACGGCGAAGACAGUGAGAUCAUCAAACCCUAAUCCUAACCUCAUUUAUCUUCCCAUCUUCUUCCUCCCGAUCUGAUCGAACUGUUGUGAUCUGGAAGCUCGUUCUCUUGUUGAUCAGAAGGGAACAAACACCUAAAACAAAGCACGCGACCCGAUCAUCGGGACCAAAUUUCAAUCGAUUCUUUUUCUCGAUCUCCUCACUUAAAGCUUUUCGGAUCCUCAAUUCAAUUCGGAGCAAAUCGAUCGAUUUCCCCUUCGUUCCAUACAAAUCGUGACGAGUAUCAAAGUAGGAAAGGGAUGACGAGAGAAAAGUCUAGCAUUAACAUUUUGUAGAUUGAAUCAGAGAGGAUCGGAUAUACAAGAAGGCAUAGGAAAGGCAAACAAAUGAGCGGCGGCGGGGAAGACGAUGCUGCGAAGCUGAAUGACGAGCAGCUUGCAGAACUAAGGGAGAUCUUUCGCUCCUUCGACCGGAACAACGACGGGAGCCUGACGCCGCUGGAACUAGGCUCCCUUCUUCGAUCCCUUGGCAUAAAACCAAGCCCCGACCAGCUCGAUGCUCUGAUGCAGACGGCGGACAAGAAUAACAAUGGCCUGGUAGAGUUUUCUGAGUUCGUUGCCCUUGUGGAGCCUGAUCUCGUAUCGAAAAAGUCUCCCUACACGGAAGAACAGCUCCAGCAUCUCUUUCGGAUCUUCGAUCGGGACGGGAACGGAUUCAUCACGGCCGCUGAUCUCGCCCACUCGAUGGCGAAACUCGGCCAUGCCCUCACCGCCAAUGAGCUCACAGGGAUGAUCAGAGAGGCUGACUCCGAUGGCGACGGCCGCAUUAGUUUUAAAGAGUUUUCACAGGUGAUCAUAUCCGCUGCUUUUGAUAAUUCUUGGGCUUAAGAAUUGGUGGGUUCGCUCUCAAUCCAUUCCUCUACAUUUUUCACAAGAUUUUCUGCUUUUAAAAUAUCAUCUUUCCUUCUUGUUUUCGAAAUCUUGUUCUGUAUUUCUCCGUUUUCGAUAAAUUCUAUUUUGAAUUGA
Molecule: messenger RNA, 1062 nt
Organism: Phalaenopsis equestris
Lineage: Eukaryota; Viridiplantae; Streptophyta; Magnoliopsida; Asparagales; Orchidaceae
Product: probable calcium-binding protein CML18
Exons: 2
Coding region: 424-924 (166 amino acids)
Molecular function (GO): calcium ion binding; enzyme regulator activity
Source: RefSeq, a predicted model, not a curated record